Molecule: messenger RNA, 1623 nt
Organism: Alosa alosa (allis shad)
Lineage: Eukaryota; Metazoa; Chordata; Actinopteri; Clupeiformes; Clupeidae
Product: POU domain class 2-associating factor 1
Exons: 5
Coding region: 96-890 (264 amino acids)
Biological process (GO): positive regulation of transcription by RNA polymerase II
Cellular component (GO): RNA polymerase II transcription regulator complex
Molecular function (GO): DNA binding; POU domain binding; transcription coactivator activity
Source: RefSeq, a predicted model, not a curated record
CUCCAUUAUUCUGUCCGUUCCGGCCAUUUGAAAGAGACACAUCAUAUUUGUAAACACAAACAAAUUAAGGGUGCAAGAAAUUUUAUAGCAUAACCAUGCUCCUCAGAAACUUAGCAACUGAGCCACCGAACUCCAAGCCAUACCAGGGAGUACGAGUCAAAGAUCCUGUGAAGGAACUGCUGAGGAGAAAAAGAGGAAGCCACAACCCUAACAGCAUCAAAACAUCCCCCCCUACCGCUGUGGUGAUUCCAAACAGCAUUUUGCCAUCAUAUACUCAUGUUGGGCCUUCAGGUGUUGUGGAGGGUAGGCCCAGUGGUGUUGGUGGUGAUGUGGUGACGGAUGCUGGUGCUCUGUACCCUGGAUGGCUGGCCCAGCCUGCACCUCCCACCCUGCAACAGGUGAGCCACUGGGCGCCCUCGGACUACCUCCAGUCCGACACCGUCCCCAUCCCCGUCUCCUCCUCCGUCUUCUCCUCGGACAUGUACGUCCAGCAGGUCUGUCCGAGCUACACCAUGGUGGCACCGUCGUCCCUGCUGACCCUGACACACACGCCGCUCUUCACCAACAUGGCCAUAACUCCAACCUCAGCAGCAUUGCCGACGGUGGAUUUCCACGACGCGUCCCUGACUUACAUCCCCUGGCCACAACCCCUGGCCACUCUCCCCAGCCCUGUCAUUCAGUACCCGUCCUGCUCCGCCAGCGCCGUGCCCCACAUGGUGACCUCUGUGACCCCCGUGGCCCCCGUGCCCACGGAACACCUCGCGGUGCCCGAGCUGCCUGAGUCUGACCCUCAGGAGAUGGAGGAGCCUAACCCGCUGGAGAAGCUUCUGGAAGAUAACCCCAAAGACUCCUACGUCUGCAGCCCCUCCCUCUUCACCCAAGAGGUGUAAAAGCCUGCCAGAGCCCAACAUCUGGGGGUUGUCUUUUUCUCCUCCUCUCUCCUCAUGUUAUGCUGUAUUUUUCAAAUGGUGCCGCAGAUGGCUGCCUCGGUACUCUAACCGGAGUCAAAUUCCUUAUUUGUUUACGCAAACCUGGUCAAUAAAGCUGAUUCUGAUUCUGACCAUGUGCCCCAACAGAAAUAGUGUUCAGACAAGUUUGUACUAGGAAAUUGGUUGUGUUUUAGGACUAUCUGUUACAGUAGCUUUGUGCACAGGUAAGGAGUGCCUGCUCGUGUUCUUGCUUUUACUGUAAUCAAUGAUGUGUGUCAUCCUCUUAUGUAUGGGGCUAUGUUUGUCCAAGAACAUCUGAUAAGAGAUGUUUGUCCACAAAUCUGCUAUUGAUACAUUGAUUAUCUUGUUGUGAUUGAUUAGGAUACAUUUUUUUUUUCAAUACUUUUUUAGGAUAAAUUUAUUUUGUUCACAAACAUAGUGCAGAGUCUACUUUGUUGAAGUUAUUUCCAAGAUAUGCUUUUUUAUGCCAUGCCUUCUCAUAUUUCUAUUUAUGAAAGGAUGAUGUUUGCAUUAUGGAUAUAAUGUAUAUAAUGUUUCUUACAUCCCUGCUUCCUCUUGCAUGUAUUCAUCUUAGGAAAUAUGUCACUGUGUAACCAUUAGUGCUUAUUUCAUCAAUGAAGUAUCCACCCAACUUCAUUAUCAUCAGUUGGUGACGUCUUUGAAUUAACUUAAA